AUGGCGAGAACUGCAGCCUCCGUCGUCCUCGGCUUCCGACGAUCCUCCGUCGUCUGCCGUCGCGUCUCGUCUGCAGCCUCUCCGAGCCCGCUCCUCCCCUCUCCUACACCUUCUUCUUCCCCGUCCUCUCUCUCCUCUUUUCCCCAAUCUUUCUUCUCUGCGUCCCCUUCGCCCUCUUCUUCCUCUUCUUCCUCUUCUGCGAGGCUCUUGGGCGCCAGCGUCGUCUGGGGGCGUCGCUGUCUCGCGACACACGCGACGAGUCCCUCGGCUUUCGUCGCCUCUCUCCCUUCGCUUCCUUUCCCGUCGCUCUCAGCUCCCGUGGGCAAGGGAGAUGGACGACCUCACGUCGCCACAUUCCGGCUCGCCGCCGCGUUUUCCACAACCCCCAGCACGCUCCCUUCGCCCGCGGAGUCUGCACAGCCGGGCGAGAAGGCGGAAAGAGACCAGAAGCCUCUCGACUUGCCUCUCCUCUUUGACGGCGGCGAAGAGCGUCUGAGUCCCCAGCAGGUGACAGAGAAGGAACAGCUGAUCAAGGAACUGACACAGCGCCUGAGCGGCCCCCUUGCCGAUGCAGAUGGAAACGUGCCGACAGGUGCGGCUCGACCGAUCGCAAUCGAGGUGGACGGCCCCACGCACUUUUACGCUAACAGCACUCGCUACACGGCUUACACAAAGUUGAAGCACAGACUCCUCACGCGAAUGGGAUACAAAGUGCUGCAUGUGCCGUACUUCGAAUGGAGACGACUCAGAGGACAGAAGGAGCGCGAAGAGUACAUGCGCCGGAAGCUGAUGGAAGAACCAACGGAGUGGCUAGACCCUGAAGAUGAAAAAUUCUACAACGAAAGAAUGAAGGUUUUGAAGCAGCAGUACGAAGAAGAAGCGCGUCGUGCCGCGGGCCUCGAUCCCGUGAAGCCUGAGGGAGAGAGUGCCGCUUCAGCCCCCCUGGCCUCGCAACCGUCACAGGUUCCUCCGGACUCGCGUGUCGCUUCUUUCGAAGGCGGUCCAGCCGGCCCCAAGAGCGAGAGGAACCCCGCGAAGGCUUCUCGCGCGGGCGAGAGGAGAGAGAGAUCGCGAGAGAACCCCGAGAGUCGCCCACAGUAUUCCCAUCCUCAUGGCCACCCUCCUCAUGGCCAUCCUUCUCCUGGUCAUCCUCAUGGUCUGCCUGCUUCGCCGUAUCCGUCCUUUGGCUCUCCCGGUCAGGACGGGGCUCCUCCUCCUUUCCGUCCGCCGUCGCGGCCUCCGCCGUUCCCUUCGUCGCCGGGACAGAGCCCUCCUUGGCAGCCCGCGUUUCGACCGUAUGCUGUCCCGCAUGCGCCUCCGCCCUAUGCGCAGGCUCCAACCUUUCAGCCCUCUCAUGCGCCUCAUGCACCAGCCUCGCAUCUCCAGGCUCCACCGCACCCCCUUCCUUCACCUGCCACGGCGGCGCCUCCUGUGCCUGAGGCGGCGAGCGUGGAGGAUACGAUUGCGCAGAUCAAACAGAAGCAAGACGAGCUCGCCAAGAUGCUCGCGCAGCUGAAGAGUUUAGAGGCGGAAGUCGGCAAGAAGGAAGGCGCCUCGUCAGCUUCGCAGGGACCAGAAGAAGGGGAGGUGUUCGCUGGGCGGCACGGGCAGCGAUAG
This is a messenger RNA of Neospora caninum, 1617 nucleotides long. RefSeq lists its product as hypothetical. The transcript is spliced from 4 exons. The record is from RefSeq and is a predicted model, not a curated record. Bases 1 to 1617 code for a protein of 538 amino acids. NCBI's taxonomy places the organism in Eukaryota, Apicomplexa, Conoidasida, Eucoccidiorida, Sarcocystidae.